Messenger RNA from Mercenaria mercenaria, 3911 nucleotides. RefSeq lists its product as uncharacterized. The transcript is spliced from 7 exons. The record is from RefSeq and is a predicted model, not a curated record. Lineage: Eukaryota; Metazoa; Mollusca; Bivalvia; Venerida; Veneridae. The coding region runs from base 1 to 993 and encodes 330 amino acids.
AUGAGAUAUAUGCACGAAAAAGCUUUAAAUUUUUGGGAAGUUGGUUACAAACUGUUCCAUGGGAAAGUUUGCGCUCCCGAAAUACAAGUUGUAAGUGGGCAGCAAGUUCCAGGUGAUUGUUCUAUACAAAACUCAAGUAUAAACUUUGCAGUGCCUUCUAAACCAAUCAUAGCUCAGGAAGCAUUGGAACCAAUUCUACAAGGUGUUUUUGUAGACACUAUGAAGAUGUUUGCAAGCUAUGUAGGGGAAAAACCUAAAAUUGCAAGGGGUAAAGGCAAAACAAUGGGAGACAUAGAUUGCUGGGGUUUUUGGCAAACAAGAAUAAAAAGCAAUGGCAGAAACUCAGCAAAUUUCAAGAAUCCAAAUCAUACACAGGAACAAGUUGUUCCCUUACCACCACUUGGAACUCGGCAGAGACAGCAGCCAGUAUAUGACAACAGGCCAAGAAAUCCAAAUCAUACACAGGAACAAGUUGUUCCCUUACCACCACAGGGAACUCCGCGGAGACAGCAGCCAGUAUAUGACAACAGGCCAAGCGUACAGACGUGUGACCCGCUUGGACGUAUCUUACAAGUAAUGAUUAAGAUACAUGCUGUUUUAUUCAUUGACCUUGACAAUUACUCUUCAUUUUUCUCUGAAUUGGAGUUCAAAGUCCUUCCGGAAAAACUUUUUAUUAUUGGCUUCUCUGGUGGGACAAGUAAAUGGAGACCACCACACUCAUGCCCUGCCUUCAACAAUCACCUAGGAAAGGGCUUAUUUUAUCUUCAAAACUGUGGGAUGGAAAAGGAAGCCACAGAUGAAAAACUUUUAUAUAUGGCAAGAAGACUUGGGGUGUAUCUUCCUCCUAACAGAACUUUCCUUAUUAUAUCUGGAGAUGGAGGAUUCUACAGAUACAUAAAACAUGCUAACAGACAUGUACAAAUAAUAAAUCCUCACCAGAGAGGUGCCAGAGAAGAGAUGUACUAUGUGAUUUUAAACCAUUUAAAGCGCUAAACAUACCAUAAUGAGACUAAUCUAUCUCCUACUUGUAUAAAUUGUAUGGUUAAUUUUGUGCAAGAGCUAUGUUCCUUGUGUCAUAUGAUAUGAAUGAUGACAAGGAACAAUAAUUUUUGAAGCAAAUCAAUCACGUAACAAGUACAAAAGUUGCUGCAAGAUGCAGGAAAAGGAAACUCCGCGCCAAUCAAAGCAGUGUAUGUAGUACUGAUAGAACAGGAGAUGAUAUAAAGAUACUUGUGUCUUUGUUGCAGACCCUAGGCAAACAGACACUCUGAUGGGGUUUCAUGAAUGUUGGAGAAAAAACAUUGUCUUUAUAGUCACUGUGUGAGCAGGAUUUGUAUUGUUGUAUUUAGUGUCCUAAAUAUUCAAUAAUCAUGACCUAUAUAUGCGAAACUGACUUCUAAUUCUUUGUAUAUGGAAUCAGAAAGGUCUAAUACUUAUCAGUUGUUCCAGAUGGAAUGAAAUGUAUUGUAUAUACAAGGUUGUGCUUAAAUUCAGACUUACGUAGUUGUUCAUCGAGAGUGACUGAGUUUCAAACUUCUCUCAGAUGUUAUCAAGACCAUUAUUCUGAUAAAUGUCUAAUCAGGAAUGUGAAUUCUGUACGAUACUUUCAAGUUAAACAAGAGCUGUCGGAGGACAGCAACGCUCGACUAUUCAACAGCCUUGUCGAUUGAACGAAUAAGAAAGUCGAAAAAGGAGCAUAAUUUAGUAAAAAAAAAGCAAAAUAGGGUUAUGGAACCUGACAGUAGACAUGUGUGUGAAGUUUCAAUCCAUUCCCAUAAGUGGGUACUGAGAUACUAGCUUACAUAUAAGAAUUUAACCAAAACCUCCUAAGUUGAAAAAGAGGCAUAAUUUUGUAAAAUGCGAAGUUGAGUUAUUGACCCUUUGCACUGCAUGUCAUAUCAUGACAGUGAACAAGUGUGUGAAGUUUCAAUCCUUUCCCAUUAGUGGAUACUGAGAUACCAGCUUACAUACAAAAACUUAACCAAAAAUUUCUAUGUUGAAAAAGGGGCAUAAUUUUGUAAAAAAAGCAAAAUAGAGUUAUGGGACCUACUUUGUGCAUGUCAGAUCAUGACAGUGAACAAGACUUUGAGUGUGUGUGUGUGUGUGUGUGUGUGUUGUUCGUUUUGUCCUGAUGUGUAAGCUUUGAGUGUGUGGUGCACAAGUUUGCGUGCUGGGGGGUUCGUUUUGAGGAGGCUGCGCUUUUGGUGCGUGGCAUUCCCUGUUUGAUAUUUUUCUUUGUUUUUAGUGUGUGAAGUUUCAAUCCAUUCCCAUUAGUGAGUACUGAGAUACCAGCUUACAUACAAAACCUUAACCAAAAAUUUCUAAGUCGAAAAAGGGGCAUAAUUUUGUAAAAAAGCAAAAUAGAGUUAUGGAACCUGUGCAUUGUAAGUCAGUUUAUCACAGUUAAUUUCAAUCCAUUCCUACAAGUGGUUACUGAGAUACCAGCUUACAUACAAAACCUUAACCAAAAAUUUCUAAGUCAAACAAGAGGGCCAUGAUGGCCCUAUAUCGCUCACCUGUUAUCAUUGCACUUGAGGACAAGAAGGUCCUCAGAAAAAAUACCUAAGUCCAAAUGACAGUAACAACAGAGGGAAGAAAUUUAACCAAAAAAAAAAAAAAAAUUCUUACAAGGUACAGAUAUGUCAAAAUAUACCUACAAAUUGGAGGUACCAUCCAUGUUGUACAACAGAAAACUGGUCUCGAUUUUUCCCAACGGCCAAUAAUAAAAAAGUUACUAAAAAUAAGCUAUUUAUAGUAACGUAAAAGGGAAGUAAUUAAAAAAAAAAUUAUUGUAAGUGAAGAAAGAAGGAUCUGCCAAAUAAAUCUGUUGACAUAAAUGAAAUUUCAGAUCAGUAUCUUCAUUAGUUACGGAGAUAUACCCAUUUUAAUUUGAAAUAAAGGGAGGAAAUUUGACAUAAAAUCAGUCCAUAGUUAUCUACCCUGAUUGGCUCAGUCCAACUAAUGACAAUAAUGAAAUUUCAAAUAAGUACUAUAAGUACUUACUGAUAUACAGUCGAGUCCACUUAAUACGAACUCGCUUGAUAAGAAUUUUCGGCUAUAACGAACAAAAUCCAGAUUCCCCGGCUCAGCCCUCCUAUUUCUUUGUAAAAUUACUUCGGUAAUAGCGAACUCGCUUCAUACGAAUUUUCGGGAGAUACAAACACAUUUUGGAAGUCCCAAUGAGCUAAAAUGUUAUAAGUUUCCAUUUUUUGAUACGAACUAAUUUUAGAAGUCGGUGGCCAUUUUUUUUUUUUUGCUACGCUUGAUCUUUUAACAGUUUGAAUCUCUACAAUGCUGAUAUUUAGUCGGAGUGAUUAUCACCUCUAUUCGAUAAAUACAUACCGUAAUAAAGAGAUUAACACUAUGUAUGCAGUUAUUUUAUUCAUCACAGUCGAGUCCAAGUAAUAAUGUCUUUAGCAGUUCAGCCAUAAUUACUUUUAUUUGUACACGUCUCCAUGAAAAUAUAACUUCAUUAUGUUUUAAGGCUAUGUAGUGUACUUUUAGUAUCAAAAAUACAACAAAAAAUUACCUUUUUUUUUCAAGUAAGGCCAGCAUUUUUUUAUUUUCUGGUUUACAGGAGAUUUUUCAAAAAGUUUGGGUCAGGGGGGACAAAUAAAAAUAAAAAUAAAAAUCCCAAUUUUGAGCAGUCGACCAAUUAAAUAAAAAUAAAACGUCCAAAAGGAUACAAUUUUUUUUAUUUUUUGUACACCACAGAAAACAAAAGCUUGCAAGCUUAAAUUGCAUACACACUCACAAAUGAACUAUUCUGAACUGGUUUAUAUCUCAUCAUCUCAGUAUACUGUUGUUUUCUUUAUGUGUAGCUUGUAUGAAUAAUGCAAUUUUCAAAGUCACCAAGAUAUGUAUUAUUUGUGUUUUUGUAUGUAUCUAUUUUGUAGUAAAAAUAUACUAAG